Molecule: messenger RNA, 1032 nt
Organism: Chilo suppressalis (striped riceborer)
Lineage: Eukaryota; Metazoa; Arthropoda; Insecta; Lepidoptera; Crambidae
Source: the annotation of a GenBank genome assembly
GAGAUAUUCAGUUGGUGCGUUCGACUAUAUAAACCAUCCAAUAGUUGAGAGAUAUUUGAAACAUGAAGUCGAUAAUAUUGUUGUCAUUAUAAUGGAAUUUUUUCAUACUUAUACGGCGAAGCAACUUUCUACAGGCCAAGGUUUUGUUGACGGACUAUUUAACACGAUUUUCGUUUCAUUUUUAUAUACUUGAAUUAAAAAUGUGUAAGACCGUGAUUAUUUUUACGGCAAUUUUAUAUUUGUCUUAUGCAAAAAUCGCACCCAAUUAUAUAGUACCAUGUCCAGGCUUAAAAUCAGACUGUUUGAAAAGCAACAUACAGCAGGUAAUACCAGAAUUCGUGAAUGGUGUUCCAAGUAUCGGCAUAGAAGUGUUAGAUCCAUUGCAACAAAACAAUGUUGACUUGUCGUUACCGGGAGGGUUAAAUAUUAAUUUCACCAAUGGAACAGUAACUGGGUUGAGGCAAUGCGUCAUCGAAUCUGCCGCCUAUAAAAUUAAUGAAGCUGUGAUGAAUUUUCAUUGUGAUUUAACUGUGAGUGGCAUUUACAAGGCAAAUGGGAAAAUCCUUUUUUUCUCAAUUAAUGGAGAUGGUGAAGCUCAAAUCAAAACGUCAAACAUGACAAUGAAGGCUACGUUGUUUUUUGAAGAUCAAACGAGAGACGGAAAAGUGUAUUAUGUCGUAAAGAAAACCUCAUUUGAUUACAAAUACGGUGGAAGAGUGACAUUCAAUAUUACUAAUUUGAUAAAAAGCAGUCCCAAUCUCAGUGAAGCUGUCUUAUUAUUUCUUAAUGAAAACUGGAAGGCUGUUACAAAGGAAUUCGGAGGGCCAAUUGUUGACGAAAUCUUUAAUUCGGUCAUUAAGAAUAUUAAGAAGUUCUUCAGUAAUAUUCCAAAAGACGAACUUUUCCUUGAUACAGGCAUUUAAAAUAAAUCUUCUAGUGUCACCAUAAAUAAGGAUGACCAACUUUUUAUUUUAAAAUUAAGAAUACUGUUAUUGUUAUUAAGAAAACGAUUACUUAUGGUGAAUUUUGUGC